UGCCAUUCUACCCCACGCUACGCUAUAAAAACUGACCAUUCGUUUCCCCACACCCAUUCUUUGAUACACAUUUUCCCAUCAUGACCUCUGAACAGUUUCACGGAUAUGCUGCCUAUGAGAAAUCGGGUGAGCUAAAGCCUUUUGCGUACACGCCUCGUCCCCUUGGAGAAGAGGAUGUCGAGAUCAAGAUCCACUACUGUGGGAUCUGUGGAAGUGAUAUUCAUACCAUUGAUUCUGGAUGGGGACCGACGCCUUACCCGGUUAUUCCUGGCCACGAAAUUGUCGGCCAAGUGACGGCAAAAGGGGCCAAAGUCACCCAUCUCAAUGUCGGUGAUCGGGUUGGAGUUGGAGCUCAAUGCUAUGCCUGUUUCAAGUGCAGAGACUGUGAUCGUGGUUAUGAUAAUGCCUGCGAUCGCAAAUUGUGGACAUAUGCGUCAAAGUAUCCUGAUGGAGAAACGACACAAGGAGGAUAUGCGGACAAGGUUCGAUUGCAGGCGCAAUAUGCGUUCAGAUUGCCGGAAGCGCUCGAGUCGACUGUUGCCGCGCCGUUACUCUGUGCCGGGUUGACUACCUACGCGCCAUUGAAGCGUCAUGGUGCAGGUCCUGGGAAGCGUGUUGGAGUUUUGGGUAUUGGCGGUUUGGGCCACCUAGGUCUUCAAUGGGCUCGAGCAUUGGGCGCCCACGUCAUUGCCAUCUCACAUUCGCCCAAAAAGAAGGACGAGUGCCUUCGUUUGGGUGCGCACGAAUUCAUAAACAUGGGUGGCGAUAAGGCAGAGAUCAAAAAAUACCGCAACACGCUCGACUUGAUCCUUUGCUGUGCGAAUCCCCGCAACCAAGACUGGCCUCUUUACUUGAGCCUUCUCGACGUUCAUGGAAAACUCGUUAUUGUGUCACUUCCCGAAGAACCCCUGGUCAUCCCCCCGUUCUCAUUGACUGGAAAGCAAGUGUCUGUUGUGGGUAGUGCCAUUGGAAGCAAGGCAGAAUUGGAAGACAUGCUAGAGUUUGCGGCCAAGCAUGAUGUCAAAGCUCAGGUCGAGGUUUUACCUCUCCGUGAUUGUCAAAAGGCGAUAGAUCGGGUUCGAAAGGGAGAUGUGAGAUAUCGGUUCGUGUUGGAUACUGCUCAAGCGAAAAUGUAGUGCACACGAAGGAUGCAAAGAUGCAGUGCAUAUCAAGGAAAACUGUAAUUAACUAGUAAGCAAGCGGAAGUGUUGCAAUCUCACUGUAGUUUAUAAGCAAAUUAAAUGUCAUUAAAUGGCGGGAACAAAAAUAAUGGAAUCACUUGAGUGUACCAAGAACCGAACAGUAACUUUCCAAACUUGUUCAAAUUAUUGAAAAUG
Spizellomyces punctatus DAOM BR117 is the source of this 1337-nucleotide messenger RNA. RefSeq lists its product as uncharacterized. Gene Ontology annotation, molecular function: oxidoreductase activity, acting on the CH-OH group of donors, NAD or NADP as acceptor; zinc ion binding. NCBI's taxonomy places the organism in Eukaryota, Fungi, Chytridiomycota, Chytridiomycetes, Spizellomycetales, Spizellomycetaceae. Bases 81 to 1136 code for a protein of 351 amino acids. The record is from RefSeq and is a predicted model, not a curated record. The transcript is spliced from 3 exons.